AUGGAGGACAUACCCACCAUUGCCUUGAACAUUCAAGCAGGACAGUUGACUGGAAAGGUAGGUGUGGCCAAAAAUGCACCAAUUCUCCAUCUAAAGGAAUUGAUUGAAUUGGUAUUGGGUGUCAAAGCUAGCAGGCAGAUUCUCAACUUCAAUGGCCAAGUCUUGGACGACAAUCAAACCGUUGAAUUCUACAAUCUGAUUGGAGGUGCCACAGUGAUUUUUGCCAUGACACCACUUGCUGGAGAUCCCAAGUUCACUAUAAAGCUGAAAUCAGGCUCCAAGAAUUACACUGUGAAGGUGAAGGAGACUCGCUUGGUGGAGGAUUUAAAGGCCAAGAUUGGGAGGCACUGGGCUGUUCCUGCCACUGAUAUUAGUUUGACUUACCAUGGUCAAGAAAUGGAAGAUGGUUUUGCUCUGUCUGCAUAUAUGAUUUGUGAGGAUUCUGUUGUGGGAUUCAAAUUGAACAUUGAAGCUCGUUGA
This is a messenger RNA of Tripterygium wilfordii, 480 nucleotides long. Its product is annotated as polyubiquitin 12-like. Lineage: Eukaryota; Viridiplantae; Streptophyta; Magnoliopsida; Celastrales; Celastraceae. Bases 1 to 480 code for a protein of 159 amino acids. Gene Ontology annotation, molecular function: polyubiquitin modification-dependent protein binding. Gene Ontology annotation, cellular component: cytosol. Gene Ontology annotation, biological process: ubiquitin-dependent protein catabolic process. The transcript has a single exon. The record is from RefSeq and is a predicted model, not a curated record.